AUUAAGCUUGACAUUAAAACUUGACGCUCAUUGUUGAUUUUAGCUGUUCUCUAUAUAAUAAUGCAUUACAAUCCUACAGACAGAGAAAACACAUGACUUACUCAACAAAAGGUUGCAAAGAGAAAGAAACUGUUUCUAUUCUUCAUAAAUGACCUUGGCCAUUUCAGUGUCAACACAUUAUUCAUAAUAACAUCUACAGCGUUGGGCCUCCAUCUUCAUCAUUUUAACCUCAGCCGCCUUCCUCAUUAUCGCUCUUAUUCCUCCACAUGGAGGUAAAAGUUGGUUUAUUUGUAAUUUUAUUUAUUUUUCGUGAUGGGGAUGAAGAAAGCCGAGAUAUUCUUAUCCCUUUAUACAUAUACACACUUUUAUUAUGAAAAGCCGAGUCUUAUUUUGUCAGCCGGAAGUGAUGUCACUGUCAACAAAUCGAUUCACUUGUUUGUGCUUUAAUAAACCAACGCUUCUUGUUUCUUUUUAAUGUAUCCGUCUGGGCUUUUCCGAACCGGCAUCGAACCUAAAUCAUAUCCCCGCAACUGCCUCGGCUAAAACCUAGCAAGCGGAAGUCGAAGCGUUCCCGCGCAAAUGAUCAAGAGGAAGAGGAAGGUCGGACAGAGAUGAGUGAGAGCGGGACUCAGCUGCUUGCCCGUCUCGAGGCCCGGCGCUGUCUGAAGGACAUUGAGCCUCAGCUGUUUGCCGAUGAUGGAGGACCUGACCGUGGGGAGGUGGUGGAGGUGUACGGUCCGGAGGGGACAGGAAAGACGGAGCUGCUCUACCACCUGCUGUGUCGCUGCGUCCUGCCGGAGGCGGCUGGCGGUCUGGAGGUGGACGUCGUCUUUGUGGACACAGACUACAGUCUGGACGUGUUCCGGUUGGCCAGUGUUCUGGACAGUCGACUGAGCGCAGAUGGUUCUGCCGGGUCUGAUGAUGCAGUUCUGCGCUCGUGUCUGUCUCGCCUCCUGGUGGUCCGCUGCUCCUCCUCCUCCGAGCUCCUCCUCACCCUUCAUUUUCUGGAGACCACCUUGUCUUCUCGACCCAAAGCAGCGCUCCUUCUUAUUGACAGCAUCUCGGCGUUCUAUUGGUCGGAUCGCAGUGAGGGCGGAGCCAGCGUUGCCAAGCAGGAGGAGAAGCUCAGCAGGUGUUCAGAGCUGCUGGGUCGACUGCUCAGGGAUUACAGAAUCACCAUCUUUGCAACCUGCCACCCCAUCAGGCGGACUUCCAGUGGACCACCCUCCUCCUCCUCAGAGGCAGACCGGUCCCAUCUCUGCCGAGCCUGGCAGCGUCUGGUGACCCACCGGCUGGUGUGCUCCAAACAGGAAGCUGAACAUAACCCAGCAAAUGGAGACCAAGGGAGCGGAGAGCAGAGGAACCGGCAGGUCUUCACCGUCCACUGCUCCUCCUGGACCGGAACCAAGGGUUCCAGGGUCAGCUCCUUCAGAGUGACGGAUGGUGGUGUGGAGUUCGUUUGGACCCAUAGACCUCCUCCUGGUCUUUCUGUUGUACUUUAAAGACUCACUGUUGAUGUUUGUAACUUUAUUACGAUGACAUGUUGGAAUUGAAUAAAACCAGAGAUGGAUCGGAA
Molecule: messenger RNA, 1576 nt
Organism: Xiphophorus couchianus (Monterrey platyfish)
Lineage: Eukaryota; Metazoa; Chordata; Actinopteri; Cyprinodontiformes; Poeciliidae
Gene: xrcc2
Product: X-ray repair complementing defective repair in Chinese hamster cells 2
Exons: 6
Coding region: 612-1502 (296 amino acids)
Biological process (GO): double-strand break repair via homologous recombination; DNA strand invasion
Cellular component (GO): centrosome; replication fork; Rad51B-Rad51C-Rad51D-XRCC2 complex
Molecular function (GO): four-way junction DNA binding; ATP-dependent DNA damage sensor activity; ATP hydrolysis activity
Source: RefSeq, a predicted model, not a curated record